This is a messenger RNA of Chelmon rostratus (copperband butterflyfish), 5491 nucleotides long. RefSeq names its product ATP-binding cassette, sub-family C (CFTR/MRP), member 9 (gene abcc9). Bases 1 to 4674 code for a protein of 1557 amino acids. Gene Ontology annotation, cellular component: membrane. Gene Ontology annotation, molecular function: ABC-type transporter activity; ATP binding; sulfonylurea receptor activity. Gene Ontology annotation, biological process: transmembrane transport; potassium ion transport. The transcript has 41 exons. The record is from RefSeq and is a predicted model, not a curated record. NCBI's taxonomy places the organism in Eukaryota, Metazoa, Chordata, Actinopteri, Chaetodontiformes, Chaetodontidae.
AUGGCCCUGUCGUUUUGCGGCAACGACGUCGGUAUCAAUGCUUACAGCGUGACAGAGGGCGUGCUGAACAAUGGCUGCUUCGUGGACGCUCUCAACCUGGUGCCCCAUGUCUUCCUGCUCUUCAUCACCUUCCCCAUCCUGUUCAUCGGUUGGGGCAGCCAGAGCUCCAAGGUCCAGAUCCAUCAUAACACAUGGCUUCAUUUCCCCGGCCACAACCUGAGGUGGAUCCUCACCUUCUCGCUGCUGUUUGUCCACGUCUGUGAGUUCGCAGAGGGCAUCGUCUCCAACAAGAUGAUGGAGACCAACCACCUCCACCUCUUCAUGCCGGCCUUCAUGGGCUUCAUAGCAGCCACAACAUCAGUGGUUUACUACCACAACGUAGAGACGUCCAGCUUCCCCAAACUACUGCUUGUCCUGUUCAUCUACUGGGUGUUGGCUUUCAUUACAAAGUCCAUUAAGCUGUGGAAGUUUGUGGAGUACCGCGUUGGACCGCAGCACCUGAGGUUCUGCAUCACAGCCCUGUUAGUGAUCCUGUAUGGGCUGCUGAUGGCCGUGGAGAUCAACGUCAUAAGAGUCAGGAAAUAUGUGUUCUUUGCCAACCCCCAAAAGGUGAAACCACCAGAGGAUUUACAGGAUUUGGGGGUUCGCUUUCUGCAGCCGUUUGUCAACCUGCUGUCCAAGGCAACGUAUUGGUGGAUGAAUCCUCUCAUCAUGGGAGCACAUAAGAGGACCAUAGAGCUAAAGAAGAUCGGCAAGCUGCCCAUCGCCAUGAGAGCGCUCACCAACUACCUACGGCUCAAAGACGCCUAUGAGGACCAGAGGACAGCCGAGGACCCCGAUCGUGCCCCAUCAAUCUGGCGCUCCAUGUAUCGAGCGUUUGGUCGUCCCAUCCUGCUCAGCAGCACCUUCCGCUACCUGGCUGACCUGCUGGGCUUCGCUGGGCCGCUCUGCAUCUCUGGCAUCGUAAAGUACCUGAAGACUGAUGAUGGCGUUGUAACGCAAGACAAGACCAAGGUGGGUGAGACAUAUUUCGGUGUGUACUUCAUGUCUUCCACCGAGCUGCUGCAGAACACCUCAGUCCUGGCUGUGCUUCUCUUCCUGGCUUUAGUCCUCCAGAGGACCUUCCUGCAGGCCUCUUACUACGUCACCAUAGAAACAGGCAUCAACCUGCGGGGCGCCCUGCUGGCAAUGAUUUACAACAAAAUCCUGCGACUGUCCACUUCCAACAUGUCUAUGGGAGAGAUGACGCUGGGGCAGAUCAACAACCUGGUGGCUAUAGAGACCAACCAGCUGAUGUGGUUCCUCUUCCUCUGCCCCAACCUGUGGGCCAUGCCUGUACAGAUUGUGAUGGGAGUGAUCCUGCUCUACUAUUUGUUGGGCUGGAGUGCCUUGGUCGGAGCGUCUGUCAUAGUUCUGCUGGCUCCGGUCCAGUACCUCAUAGCUACAAAGCUGGCAGACACACAAAAAAGCUCACUAGAGCACUCUACAGAUCGUCUGAAGAAGACCACAGAGAUCUUGAAGGGCAUAAAGCUGCUGAAGCUGUAUGCCUGGGAGAAUAUCUUCUGUGACAGCGUGGAGGAGACCAGAGGCAAAGAGCUCACCAGCCUCAAGACCUUCGCUUUCUACACAUCUAUGUCCAUUUUCAUGAAUGCUGCGAUUCCCAUUGCUGCCGUUCUUGCGACGUUUGUGAUGCAUCACUUCCUCAAUAAAACCGGUCCCAGUUCUUCUGAGGCCUUCGCCGCUCUGGCGCUGUUCCACAUCCUGGUCACCCCUCUCUUCCUGCUCUCCACUGUUGUCAGAUUUGCUGUCAAGGCUCUGGUCAGUGUCCAGAAGCUUGGUGAGUUUCUUCAGAGCGACGAAAUUGGAGAUGACAGCUGGAGAAACGGAGACAUGUCUGUUGCCUUCGAAGCUGGGAAGAAACACCUGGGGGUGCAACCCAAAGCCAUCAACAGGAAGCAGCCAAUACGCUACCAGAUGGACAACUACGAGCAGCCGACCAGGCGGCAGAUGAGACCCACAGAGACAGAGGAUGUGGCUGUAAAGGUGGCCAAUGGAUUCUUCACCUGGGGAAACAACCUUUCCACCCUAUCAGACAUCAACAUCCGCAUCCCCACAGGUCAGCUGACGAUGAUUGUGGGCCAGGUGGGUUGUGGGAAAUCGUCCCUGCUGCUAGCCAUGCUGGGCGAGAUGCAGACCAUCGAAGGAAGAGUCUACUGGAGCAAUUGGUCAGAGACAGAGGAGUCUGAUGAAGACGUCAGGAGCAAGAACAGAUACUCUGUGGCCUACGCUACCCAGAAGUCCUGGCUGCUCAACGCUACAGUGGAGGAAAACAUCACCUUUGGCAGCUCUUUCAAUAAACAGAGGUACAAGGCAGUGAUUGACGCCUGCUCUCUGCAGCCAGACAUUGACCUGCUGCCGUUUGGAGACCAAACUGAGAUUGGAGAGAGGGGCAUCAACCUGAGUGGAGGUCAGAGACAGAGAAUCUGUGUGGCCAGAGCGCUCUACCAGAACACCAACAUCGUCUUCUUGGACGAUCCCUUCUCAGCGCUGGACAUCCACCUCAGUGACCACCUGAUGCAGGAGGGAAUCCUCAAGUUUCUGCAGGAUGAUAAACGGACUGUAGUCCUGGUCACCCAUAAACUGCAGUACCUCAUACAUGCAGACUGGAUCAUUGCAAUGAAGGACGGCUCUGUGCUGAGAGAGGGAACCCUGAAGGACAUUCAGAUUCAUGAUGUCGAGCUUUACGAUCACUGGAAGACCCUGAUGAACCGACAAGACCAGGAGCUGGAGAAGGACAUACAGCAGGACAGUCAAACAACCCUGGAGAGGAAAACACUGAGGAGAACGUUCUACUCCAGAGAGGCCAAGAACCAAAUUGACGAUGAGGACGAAGAGGAAGAAGAGGAGGAAGAAGAUGAUGACAACAUGUCCACAACCACUAACAGAGGAUCAAAGAUCCCAUGGAGGGUGUGCUGGUGUUACCUGUCUUCUGGUGGGUUCUUCAUGGUCUUCCUGAUGGUGUCCUCUAAGCUUCUCAAACACUCUGUCAUUGUUGCCAUUGACUACUGGUUGGCUAUCUGGACUUCCUCCAAAACCAAUCAGAGCGACUCGUACUACCUGCCCGUGUUCAUCAUCCUGUGUGCGGCUGGGAUCACGUUAUGCCUCAUCACCUCUCUCACUGUGGAGUUUCUGGGUCUUUCCGCAGCCACCAACCUGCACCACAACCUGCUCAACAAGAUCAUCCACGCUCCCAUCAGAUUCUUUGACAUCACCCCCCUGGGGCAGAUCCUCAACAGAUUCUCAGCUGAUACCAACAUCAUAGACCAGCAUAUUCCUCCGACGCUGGAGUCUCUGACGAGAUCCACGUUGCUCUGUUUGUCCGCCAUCGGCGUCAUUUCCUCCAUCACUCCAGCUUUCCUCAUCGCCUUGUUCCCCCUGGCGGUGGCGUUCUACUUCAUCCAGAAGUACUUCCGGGUGGCCUCCAAGGACCUCCAGGACCUUGAUGACUCCACACAGCUUCCUCUGCUCUGUCACUUCUCUGAGACCGCGGAGGGCCUCACCACUAUUAGAGCAUUCAGACACGAGGCUCGUUUUAAACAGCGUAUGUUGGAGCUGACAGACACCAAUAACACCGCCUACCUGUUCCUGUCUGCAGCCAACCGCUGGCUGGAGGUCCGAACGGACUACCUCGGAGCAGUGAUAGUGCUGGCAGCAGCAGGAGCCUCCAUAUGGAGCUCACACAAUGGUCUGCAUUCAGGAGGCCUGGUGGGCCUCGGCCUCACGUACGCCCUCACUGUCACCAACUACCUGAACUGGGUUGUGAGGAACCUGGCAGACCUGGAGGUCCAGAUGGCAGCUGUGAAGAAGGUCAACAGCUUCCUCGGCACUGAGUCGGAGAACUACGAGGGAUCUAUAGACACCUCUCAGGUGCCUGAGAACUGGCCCCAGGACGGCGAGAUCAAGAUCCAGGACCUGUGUGUGCGCUACGAUCCCAUGCUCAAGCCAGUGCUCAAACACGUCAACGCGUACAUCGAGCCAGGCCAGAAGGUGGGAAUCUGCGGCCGCACGGGCAGCGGCAAGUCUUCCCUGUCGUUGGCCUUUUUCAACAUGGUGGAUAUUUUCGAAGGCAAGAUCAUCAUUGACGGGAUCGACAUCUGUAAGCUCCCUCUGCAGACGCUAAGGUCACGUCUCUCCAUCAUCCUCCAGGAUCCUGUGUUAUUCAGUGGAUCGAUAAGGUUUAAUCUGGAUCCAGAGAGGACGUGCACUGAUGAUCGACUCUGGGAGGCGCUAGAGAUCGCUCAGUUGAAGAACAUGGUGAAAGCGCUGCCUGGAGGACUCGAUGCCGUUGUGACUGAAGGUGGAGAGAACUUCAGCGUCGGUCAGAGGCAGCUCUUCUGUUUGGCCCGAGCUUUCGUCAGAAAGAGCAGCAUCCUCAUCAUGGACGAAGCCACGGCGUCUAUAGACAUGGCCACGGAGAACAUCUUACAGAAAGUUGUGAUGACUGCGUUUGCAGACAGGACAGUCGUCACAAUCGCACACCGCGUCCACACCAUCCUCACUGCUGAUCUGGUCAUCGUGAUGAAGCGAGGGAACAUUUUGGAGUACGACAAACCCGAGACUCUUUUGGAGCAGGAAGACGGGAUGUUCGCUUCAUUCGUCAAGGCCGACAUGUAGACCCGCAGCCAGUCAGCGCGCCGACAAGACACUGAUCAGUCUGUUCAUGUUCUUCUUUUUUCACAUCCGUUGUUUUCUUAAUGAGGCCGACAGACCUCUGUGACGCUCCGGUGAAGCCGAUAAUAGACUGUUUCUUUAACGAGAAGCUUCUCAGUGUAUUCACUGUUAGAGAAAGGUUGUACUUGAAUAAUUCGUUCAGUACUGGCUUUUAUUAGAAAUGACAUGUAGAAGCACUGUAUAUAUAUAAUUUUAAAUGAUAAAACAAGUCAUCAAUCAGUUUAUCCAGUUUGCGCUAUUGGAAAUUGGCAGAUACAAACAUCCAGAGUGUUUUUAACACAUUAAGAAGUGAGAUAUUUGUGGAUUAUUGACCUUUAAGUAGCCAGAGUACAAAGUCAGAGUAGAUUAAGCAUCAUUAAGCAUAUCAUCUGAAUAUCAAUCACAGGUCUGUGAUUGGUUAAAUGAGCUCUGACACUCACCGUGUCUGUAGACUCGAUCAAUUAAACUACAGAGAUGUUUAUUGCAUAGUUGUAGAUUGAGCCGAACAUCAUUUUAAAUUGAUUGAACUCCAAAAGUCUUUAAUUAUCUAAAUAUUUUGUACAUUUAUUUAAACUUUAUGCACAACAUGUAUCGGUUUUGUUACUCUUUAGCACCUGUAUUAUGCAAUAAGAAGUGAGGGAGAAACGUGCAUUUAAAAUCCUUUUUAAAAAGGCUGAAUGUUGGCGUUGGCCAGUGUUUCCGUGCUCUGCACACAUCGAUGCAUCCUGCAGAGUCUCACUGUAGAACAUUUUUUAGACCCUGGCGUAGGAUGUGCUCCAUG